UGCGUGGCACCGCCUCUCGUCUGUAAGACAGAGCCGAGGGCUUGAAUUACCCAGAGACACGAAACAACGUUAAUGCUCGUAGCUUGUAGCCUAGCUAUGAACCCCUGCAACAGCUAAACCUAGCUGGUACACACUUAGCGCCAACAGUUAACUGACUGUAUUGCUAAUUUACUAGAUCUGUUAAACAUAACCAGAUCAAAUGGUUUAUGAGCCUGUGCAGCCAUGGGUGACAUGAAAACCCCAGAUUUUGAUGAUCUUCUGGCUGCCUUUGACAUCCCAGAUGCCACAGGGUUGGAUGCAAAAGAGCCCAUCCAGGGGAGUCACGAGGAGACAGAGAGUCAGCUGAAACACACAGGGAUAUGUCUGGAUGACAGCUUAUUGAGUAACCAAGCUGUCACAACAGCAGAUAUUCCUGCUGUAAGUGUUAUUGUGAAAAACACAAGUCGCCAGGAGUCGUUGGAAGGUUUUGGACCAGUAUUACAAAAUGGAUUUAGGGGACAAGAGACCUCCAUUGACUCUGUUGAGACAACUAAUACUGGCUUUUCCAAAUCAUUUGUCUCUGCUUUGAAUGGGGAGAGUUCAAGAGAGCUUCUUGGAAAAGCACCUGUUCAGCACAAACCUGAUGGAACACCAAUAUUUUCCCAGUCACUUUCUCAUUUUAGUCCCAUCUCCAGUCCUGAGUCUGAAGACGCUCAAUGUAGUAGAGAUGAAAUGUAUCCAAAACAAGAGAGACCCUGUUUCCCAGAAGCUUCAGUUUUGGUGGAACCUUCAAUCCCAGACAUUUCAAAAAAACUGGAUCUCAGUAUGUUUGAUGACUGUGCAAAGGACUCUUUUAUUCCCAAGAACACUCAGAGGAGAAGAGAAGACAGUAGUAGAAGCGAGGAGCCCGCUGACGUCUGUGUCGGUAACGAAAUGGAUAAAACACCUAAAAUACACAGUGCACUUCCCCCACCAGGCAGUAUCCAGAACUUUAUUGAGACCAACUGCAAUUCAGAAACCACAGUGAAUGUUCCCACUUCUUGUCCACAUGUCAAAUAUCAGACAUCUGAAUUAUCCUCUUACCUUGAGGCUCUUGUGGCUCUGAAUGCUAGAAAAGAUCCCAGAGAGCAGACAAAUCCCAGAGAGUCAUCAGCGGUUCAAAAUGACUGCAUGAAAACAAGCCCCAACGUACCUAUAUCCCCACGAAGCCCCAGAAGUCCAAUUGAAGCUGUGAAACGGUUAAUGAAACCCUCUGAUAGCCCCGUAAGCAUCUGCAGUGAUAGCAGUGGCAAAGCAUCCCCUGCAGUGGCAUCUGGGUCACCCCCUGCUAUACCCAGGGUCAGAAUUAAGACCAUCAAAACCACAUCUGGGCAGAUCAAGCGCACAGUCACUAGUGUGCUGCCGGAUUCAGAAACAGAUGAAGUUCAUUCUGCAUAUGAAUCCUCUCCAUCACAGAGUAUGAUUAGUGAAGAUUCUUACUGUAAUAUGUCUCCUCAUCAGUCUCAAAUUGCAGCUGUUGAUAGGAUUGUUGGAAUGCAAACUAAAGUUACCCCAGCUAGUACAUCUUCACGGAAAGUUAUACACAACAGAUCAGAGGCUAACUCCAGGAGGUCAGGCACAACGCAGUCUGCAACAAUAUUCCAUAAUACUAGUGGUCCUGUCAAACGAUCUGUUGCACAUCAGGGACAGAAACCAAAGAGAGGAUCAGCCACAUUAGGCCAUACAACUAGCACAAACUUCCUUCCCAAAGCAAUGCACUUAGCUAGUCUGAACCUGGUCCCUCACAGUGUUGCCGCUUCAGUAGCUGCACGAUCCACCUCUCAUCAACAAAGCCAACACACACUCUCCUCUACAGUGUACAGCACUGUCCCACUGGUGCAUCAGGUCAAAACAGCUAAACCUUAUCCUUGCACGUCCAUCCCCAACACAGCAGCGGGAACCUUAAACAGACUGUUGAACAAUGCCAACCCUGUGCCUACAUAUGUGCCAAACCUGAACCCCCCUCCAGAGAGCAAUAUCAACCUUCCACUGCGCGGAUAUUGCUGCCUCGAGUGUGGGGACUCCUUUGGGGUGGAGAGGAGUCUUGUGUAUCAUUACAGCAGGAGGAGUGUUCACAUUGAAGUAGGAUGUACGCACUGCGCAAAGACAAUGGUGUUCUUCAACAAGUGUGCCUUGUUGGCACAUGCGCGAGAACACAAGAACAAUGGCAUGGUGAUGCAGUGCACACAGCUCCAUAUGAAACCCAUAGCAAUGGAACAAAUGUUUGUACCCCUGAGUACUGAAUCUGUAAACAUGGACUCUUACACCUCACCCUCACCUAAAAACCAACCUGUCCUGCCCCUAUAUCCAGACAAUGUCAUUCGUCACCGACUCCGUUGCCUGGAGUGUAACAAGCAGUUACCUGACUACAAAGCACUUGCAGGCCAUUACCAGAGGCAGUCAGAAGAUGUGGAAGGACUAAUGUGUAAGGUGUGCUCAAUGUUGUUACCCAACAAGUGCAGCUUUAGAGCUCAUGAACGCAUUCAUGCACACAAGUCCCCGUACUGCUGUCCUGAGUGCGGUGCCCUGAGUCGUUCUGCAGACAUACAGAAGCAUGUCAAAGAAAACUGUCUGCACUAUGCUCGCAAGGCUUGGUACAAAUGUCUUCACUGUGAUAUGGUUUUCAAGACCCUUCAAGGACAAAAGACUCACAUUGAGGAGAAACACUGUGAAGUCUUUUACAAGUGCUCCAUCUGUCCAGUUGCCUUCAAGACCUCCGGCAGCUGUGAAGUGCAUUUAAAAAAUAAACAUAGUGCUAACAAAAUAUCCCCUCAAUUAAUAUGUAAGUGUUCAUGUGAGACAGUUUUCAAGAAGAAGCAGUUACUGUUUCAGCAUUUCCAUCAGAAUGCCAACAAGCGUGUUACGUGUGUAUUCAAGUGUCCAGAAUGCAACUCGGUCUUUUCACAAAAGCAGCUGUUAAUGCAGCACUUCAAGGAUGUUCAUGUAGGAAACAUGACAGCAGAGACAGAGAGGAGCAGUAAACAAACAGACAAUACUGACUGGUACAAGGGUGCUCAUUCCGUCCAGCAACAGAAGAGUCACAGCCCAGUUAAACACACAGACAGUCCCAGAAAAAAGGCUGAGCAGGACAGCGGACCCCGCAUGAAGCCCACCGGCUGGACAUGUGGGGUUUGUCUCCAAUGGUUCCCUGAACGAGACUCCUAUGUUUCUCAUGUGAAGACCAAACACGGAAAGUCAGUGAAAAAGUAUCCAUGUAGACAUUGUGAGCAGUCUUUCAACUCUACAACCAUUUUGAGAAGACAUAUUCGCAAUGACCAUGAUGGAAAAAAGAAAAUUUACACUUGUUGGUAUUGCAUGGAUUCCAAGACAAUAUUCACAACGAGUGUGAUGUUGAAGAAUCACAUCAGUCUAAUGCAUGGAAUCAAAAAUCCUGAUCUCGGCCAAAUGCCGAAAACAGCCAUCCAGGAAUCAAAAAAGGCUUUGGGCAAGGGGCUUGUAUCAGAAAGACCUGCCGUGGACACACAGGAGAGGGGGCGGGAUUGCACUUUCAGUCUCGAGGCUCCUUCAGCGAAGCGCCAGAAAACUCAGUUUCGCUGUUCAAAGUGUGGUUUCAUUACAGACAGCAGUACACAUUUCCAGCAGCACAUACCACAGCAUAAAACUGAUGAAAACACUCCUCAGUGCCUUCGCUGUGGCCUGUGUUUCACAUCUGUGCUGUCUCUCAACAGACAUCUUUUCAUUGUACACAAAGUCAAAGAUCCUGAGGAAGAGGGGAAAGAAGAAGAAGAAGAAGAAGAGGAGGAGGAGGAGGAGGAGGAGGCAGAGGUUAGGGAGAAGGAGCAGGAUAAUCAGCCAGUUAGAUCAGCAGAUACUGAUGAGGUGAAUGACUUGUUACUGGAGCAGAGUGACAAGACCACCGACUGUAAUUUAAAACUGAGCACUCACUCUCAGACACAAGCAGUCUCUCUACGGUAGUGACAGCCACCUCAAUACCUCUUUUUAAAGCUGCUUGAUUAUCUUCAGUUUUCAUGUGAAAGUAACAAGGGAUGUUCGAUGUUCUGCAUGGAGGUGGUACAAAGUGUUUAGGCCUUUGUAAUUUUGAAAUUUCUUUCAAGUUAUUCAGAGAUUGCGCAGUAUAUUCAAGCAGAUCCUCAACAUUUAGUAAAGAGCAGUAUUUUCCAUUAGUGAGGACAAAUUAAUAUCCAUUUUUCAAUUGUUUUUAUUUAACUUUGCAUGUUGGUAGUAUAUUCGUCUUGCCUUUCAGACAUAACUGCAUUCUUUCUAUGUCUUUAUUAUUAUUUUUUUUUUCAAAUGUUCCAUCCACCCUGACAGGAGACUCAGGAAUUUCUGUUAGUUCUUAGGUCUGAUUUGAUUGAUGUAACAGUGAAGGGGUGGAUUUUCACCUUUGUAAUCAACUGUAAAUUUAAUUGCUAGGAUUUUGUGUGAAGUAUUUAAUGCCACACACUUUUACCUGAAUGGGAUUCAGGUUGCAGUUUGUAUGACAUGGCUGUGUUGCAAUUAAUUUGCAGUACAAAGCUAGAAUUUGAUUGAGCAUUUUUUACAAAACAUAGUAUAAUUCAAUAUUCAUUUAAAAGCCGUAUUUCUGCGUUCUUGGUAAACAGUUAUCUGAAAAACUAUCCUGUGAGAUCAAAUUCAGGCGAGUUGUCUUGCUAAGUAACGUCUAUUAAAGUUAGGCUACACUUAAGAACAAGACUUUCUUUUGACUAUCUAAGCACUCUGAAAUGCUUUUGUUUUUGUUUAUUGAACGUGUUUGAUUUGUGGGUGCAUGUGCCUUUUAAAAAAAAAAAAAAGAAAAGAUUUGUCUUUCUUUUUUCUUUGAGUGUUCAGGGGAAGCAUGGAGAGGUAUUAGAUGUGUGGUGCAGCAGUAAUGAAAAUACCUCAAAUUGCCAGAAGUGUAUUUUUCAGGCAAGUGAACAGUCAGCGUUAUGUCAAAUCAGGGUACAUUGUUUUGGAUAAUCCAGAGCAGGUGUGAAAGUGAAGUUUGGCUGCAUAUCGGAGAUAAUGUUUUGUAAGUCAGGACCUCUUAACAUGAAGUUGCUCAUAAUAAUAAUACUAGUAGGAUCUGAGGAAUUUGUUAAAUCCAUGAGGACUUCAGAGGACAGACAUUUCUUAGAUCAGUGCUCAUAAUGGUGGGUGCUUCUUGUUCGCAGGUCCUGAUUUGUGAAGCAGCACUUAUUGUUUUGUAUUGAAUACAUGACAGUUCCUACCUCCAUGGUUAAUGGCAGUGAUUGUUAAACGACGAAAGGCUUUGAGGUGUCGCAGGUAAUCUCAGUGCAAUGUAAAGAUUAGUUAUAGAAUGUGUAUUAUUCCACAAUAUUAAAUUUUAUAAAUUAUUUUGGGAAUGAAAUUAAGGCUAUGUGGUCAUAUUGACUUGAUUUGGCAAGUGAACUUUUCUAUGUAAGUGCUAUAUGAGCUCUUUAUUUCUCUGUUAUGUUAAGUCCUUAAAUCACCACGCUGCAGCCAUUAAACUGCAGAGGCUGAAAAGAAUGACUUGUUCUUUUGUACUGCUCAUUGAAAGAUAUUUGUACUUUUCAUACUGUGUACAGUGAGGACUUGUAAAGGAAAGUAACCUGUGUACAUACAGUAGCCAGUGAACCCUGGAUUCACAGCAUUUCUUAAGCCAUUACAUCUAUUCAGCAUGCAGUGGCCCGUGUGCCUUGCUGUAAUGUUCACGUAAAGUACUUACAAAUAAAUUGGUGCAUAUAAACAUA
Molecule: messenger RNA, 5711 nt
Organism: Siniperca chuatsi (mandarin fish)
Lineage: Eukaryota; Metazoa; Chordata; Actinopteri; Centrarchiformes; Sinipercidae
Gene: znf592
Product: zinc finger protein 592
Exons: 9
Coding region: 223-3954 (1243 amino acids)
Source: RefSeq, a predicted model, not a curated record